CCGGCCUCCCCACAGCAGAGGAUGAUGAAGCUCAAGUCCAACCAGACUCGCACCUACGACGGGGACGGGUACAAGAAGCGGGCGGCUUGCCUCUGCUUCCGCAACGAGAGCGAGGAAGAGGUGUUGUUAGUAAGCAGUAGUCGUCAUCCAGAUAGAUGGAUUGUUCCUGGAGGUGGCAUGGAGCCUGAAGAGGAGCCCAGCGUGGCUGCUGUGCGGGAAGUUUGUGAAGAGGCUGGCGUGAAGGGGACAUUAGGAAGAUUAGUAGGAAUUUUUGAGAAUCAGGACAGGAAGCACAGAACAUAUGUUUACGUACUUAUUGUCACAGAAGUGUUGGAAGACUGGGAGGACUCUGUGAAUAUUGGAAGGAAAAGGGAAUGGUUUAAGAUAGAUGAUGCCAUAAAAGUUCUGCAGUAUCACAAACCUGUGCAGGCCUCGUACUUUGAAACCUUGAGGCAAGGCUGUUUGGCAAACAACGGCACCCCUGUUGUGACCGCAUCAUUCUCAAAAGAGAGCACUAUGUCUGAUAUCAGAUGACUGAGGAUGUCUGUAUAAGAAAAACAGAUUUUGAAAAGUAGACUGAAAACUUGGAUUUCCCUUCCUCUUUCCCUCUUCUUGCCUCUUUCACAUGCUCCCUCUGUCAAACAAGACAUGUGCAGCAGCCUUUGGCAGAGCAAAUGUUUGAGUGUUGCAUUCUAGUGGAAAGUGGGGUUUUCUUGCUUUUCCUUGGAUAUGUAUUUUGUAAAACACAUCUUGUGCAUGAAGUGCCCCUUCCCUAUUAACCAAAUUUUAACAACCUGAAGGGCAAGGCUGUUUGCUUCACCUCCGCCUUGUCUUCUGAAAUGUUCUCUGUGUGUUGUCCCAGCCAUAACCAGACCUUUUAUCUUUUCAGUUAAAGAAGGGUACAAAUGUGAGGUGGGUUCUUUAAGUCUUAGACUUUGUACAGUAAGGUGCUGUUGAGAUCCAUUUGGCCACUUUCUCAGUGCAUGUGUGUAAACUUUUUUUCAGAUGGAGAAAC
This is a messenger RNA of Euleptes europaea (tarantolino), 1015 nucleotides long. It is a transcript of the gene NUDT3, whose product is annotated as nudix hydrolase 3. The record is from RefSeq and is a predicted model, not a curated record. Lineage: Eukaryota; Metazoa; Chordata; Lepidosauria; Squamata; Sphaerodactylidae. The coding region runs from base 22 to 534 and encodes 170 amino acids. Gene Ontology annotation, cellular component: nucleus; cytoplasm. The transcript has 5 exons. Gene Ontology annotation, molecular function: endopolyphosphatase activity; bis(5'-adenosyl)-hexaphosphatase activity; bis(5'-adenosyl)-pentaphosphatase activity. Gene Ontology annotation, biological process: diadenosine hexaphosphate catabolic process; diadenosine pentaphosphate catabolic process; adenosine 5'-(hexahydrogen pentaphosphate) catabolic process.